CAGGAACCCUCCACAUACUGGUGGCUAUUUCCACUGUAGUAUGUAUUUGUCAUGUUCAUCUUUCUUUCUGACAGUUCAUCUUCAUCUGGUUGUACGGCAUGGAUCAAAGAGAAAUUAUCAUGAAAAACCUGGAAAGGAUCAGAAACAGAAACCUCAACAAAGAAGAGUUCACAAACGAAUAUUUGAAACUGAAGCGGCAAUCUGCGACCUAUAGAGCAGAGAAAAUUUACCCAACAAAUGUGUCUGAGAGACCUGAAAAUAGCAGCAAAAAUCGGUAUAAAGACAUCUUACCAUAUGACCAUACCAGAGUGAAGCUCUCUUUUAUCACAUCAGAUAAAGACUCUGAUUAUAUCAAUGCAAAUUUUAUUAAGGGUGUAUAUGAGCCAAGAACCUACAUUGCUACCCAGGGUCCACUUUCCACAACUGUUGUAGAUUUUUGGAGGAUGAUUUGGGAAUAUAAAAUCUUGAUCAUUGUCAUGUCUUGCAUGGAAUUUGAAAUGGGAAAGAAAAAAUGUGAACGUUACUGGGUUGAUAUGGGUGAAUCCCCAUUGCAGUUUGGCCCUUUCUUCAUUAUCUGUGAGGUGGAAGAAAAAAGAAAGGACUAUGUGAUUCGCAAGUUGAAAGUAAAAGUGAAUGACAGUGAAAUCAGAAGCGUCUACCAUUUUCAUUAUAAAAAUUGGCCAGACCAUGACGUUCCAUCCUCAAUCAACUCUAUUUUUGAAUUUAUAAAUGAGAUGCGUUGUUACCAAGCACACAAUGAUGUACCUAUCUGUGUACACUGCAGUGCGGGUUGCGGACGAACAGGAGUUAUAUGUGCCAUUGAUUAUACCUGGACCUUGCUAAGAGAUAGUAUUCUACCAAUGAACUUCAGCAUUUUUAAUAUGAUUCAGGAAAUGCGCACACAGAGACCUUUGGUGGUGCAAACUCAGGGUCAAUAUAAGUUGGUCUAUGAUGCAGUGAUCGAACUCUUUAAAAGGCAGAUUGAAGCAUUCUCCAGUCAUUCUGAUCCUGUUAUUAUAGAGACUGGAAUAAAUCAUCCUGAAGCCAAUAUACCUCAGGAUCCACAUAGGGAAAAGUCUUGUAUAAAGCCACCAAACAGUUCUGAACAAGAGCAUCAGGAGAAAGCUCGGUGUCCUGGUUGUGCUACACAAAGCUUAAACAUCCUUGACAGAAACAGAGAUGGUGCUUCUUUGGUCAGGCCAGCACUUUCUGUUGGAGCAUUGAACCCUAUUGCCAGCAGAAACACAGGAUGGAACUCUUGGCUGGCAAAACAGCCACUCCACAAACAUCACAGUUUGGACUUCAGUUGUUGUUUUUUGACUGAUCCGCUUCUCACUGUGAAAAUGGAUGAUAAAACUGGAAUGGGCUUAGAUACCAAAGUGCACCCUACCCAGGCCAAAUCUACUCCUUUUCAAUCACAGAAAAUACUGCAGCCGUUGGCAAAAAUGGAUUCAGGAUCUGGCCAGUGUGAAGGCUUUCAACUGGACUCAAGCCUUUCAAACAAACUGACAAACAAUGCCCCACACUAUAAGCUCAAGAAUUUGUGCCACCAGCACUGUAUAUGGUCAUCAGAAGACCCUUAUUUUUCUUCUCUCUCAUCAGAAGAACCAUGCUCCCCAGCACAUCUUGAGUCUGCUCUCAAUCCCCCUAGAACAGUUUCUUCAUCUUCUGCUGUAGUCUCUACAGACCAAUCUUUGGAGAGCUCAGAGCCCAGCUAUUCAUUGUUCAACCCUCCAGCCCAGGAUACCAAUCCUUUGGAUGCAGUCUGCCACAGUUUUCCCCAGCAUGAUGAAGAUAUUCCUCCGCCCCUGCCUGAGAGAACCCCUGAAUCUUUUAUUGUACUUGGAGAAGAGAAUGAGCUCCAGCAGUUGGAUAAGCCUUUGUUAGCAGCUUCAGAUCACCAGCUACCAUCUGAAAACAACAAAUCAAAUAUAUCUACGGAAUGGAGCAGCACAUCUCAGCUGAGACUUUCUGUUGACUCAGUGAGACGGAGACCCAAUAAGAGUGGAAAGUUACAGAGGCCUAGAUCAGAAUUCCACUGGAACCGAUCUUCUUCACCCCCUACUCCCCCACUUCCAGAGAGAACUCCUGAAUCAUUUCUUCUUGCAGACGAGGACUCUUGUCCAUCUGUUACAAACAAUUUAGUGAACCUUGGAGACCUUCAGAUUAAAUCGGUAAAGGAGACGACAAAGGAGGCAGGCAACUUCAGAAGGAGCAAGAGUUUGAAAAUUUUACGAAAUGUGAAAAACAGUAUUUGGAACCCACCUUCACUAGUAAGAGCUCCGGAACAUAAUCAGUCAAAUCAUCACAACUCUAUUCUGAGUUUUGGCUUUGCAAACCGAUUUUCCAAACCCAAAGGACCAAGAAAUCCACCACCAAAUUGGAAUAUUUAGAAG
Molecule: messenger RNA, 2396 nt
Organism: Protobothrops mucrosquamatus (brown spotted pit viper)
Lineage: Eukaryota; Metazoa; Chordata; Lepidosauria; Squamata; Viperidae
Gene: PTPN22
Product: protein tyrosine phosphatase non-receptor type 22
Exons: 21
Coding region: 99-2393 (764 amino acids)
Biological process (GO): negative regulation of T cell activation; positive regulation of protein K63-linked ubiquitination; positive regulation of toll-like receptor 9 signaling pathway
Cellular component (GO): cytoplasm; nucleus
Molecular function (GO): non-membrane spanning protein tyrosine phosphatase activity
Source: RefSeq, a predicted model, not a curated record